Molecule: messenger RNA, 2289 nt
Organism: Peronospora belbahrii
Lineage: Eukaryota; Oomycota; Peronosporomycetes; Peronosporales; Peronosporaceae
Source: the annotation of a GenBank genome assembly
AUGGGUUUACUUGUCGAAGGCAGUCCAUUAGAUUGGUCUGACGCUUUAGAAUGGUUACAACACGUUCGUACACAAGGUAUUGAUCAAUUUCUUCAUACAUACAAUCGUGUCAAGAACAUUGAAGGUGAUGAAUUGAAAUGGGGGGAUGAAUUAGAAUAUGGUGUCUUUCAUAUGGAUCAAAUGACAAAACGUGCCCGUUUAUCAUUACGGAGCCAAGAAAUCUUAAAACAAUUACAAGAUAAAGAGAAUCAAGCAAAGGAGUAUGGUUGCAAUCUUUCCAAUACACUCUCAUUUACUGGAUCUUGUCUGGAUGGAUGUAAUUGGGUACCAGAAUAUGGCUCUUGGAUGAUUGAAGGUACACCAAGUGCACCUUAUGGAGGUUUUACAAGUGAUUUAGGUAAAGUAGAAGCUAAUAUGCGUCUACGUCGUGCACGAUUACUUGCACUACUACAUCACGAUGAAAUUGCACCGUCCGUUACGGCAUUUCCAAUGAUGGGUGUUGGUGAUUUUACCAUGCCGUCCAGUCAAUCUAAUGGUCCCGUGGCUGAGUCGGAUUAUAUCAGUGAUGCUGUGAUUAAUCCACAUCCACGAUUUGCAACCUUGACGAGAAAUAUUCGUCAACGUCGUACGAGAAAAGUUGAUAUUCGUGUCCCGAUCUUUCCAGAUGUUAAUACGGAAGCAAAGCUUGAGGAAGAACAAGCAGGGGUAUCAUGGAAUGCAGAAAAGUCUCGACCAAAGUAUGAAUCAAAAAACAUGGUGUCAGUACCUACUGACUCGUUUGGCUCGGCUCCAACGUCACCUAGCUCGACGUCGAAUUCGGACGACAAUGCCGAAUCCAAGUCACCUGUGUCACAUUGUAACCUUCCAGCGCUGGAAUCGGACCACAAAGCCGAGCCGUACCCCGGCUUUAUACAUAUGGAUGCUAUGGCAUUUGGCAUGGGAAUGUGCUGCCUUCAGGUGACCUUCCAGGCCAAAAACGUCGGUGAGUCGAGACACUUGUACGACCAUUUGGGAGUUCUGUCGCCUAUUUUGUUGGCACUGACGGCGGCUACGCCUAUUCUGAAAGGUCGACUUGCCGACACAGAUGUGCGUUGGGCAACGAUUUCGGCCGCAGUAGAUGACCGGACACCUCAGGAGCUGGGGGAAGCUCCACCCCCGACAGAUUUGGAGACCAAAGCGAAGUAUGCAAAGAUGGCAGGCAACGGUAUUAAGCGUCUACCGAAGUCUCGAUACGAAGGUAUCUCGACGUUCAUUUGCAACCACAAGCAAGGUGAAGACCCACACACGCUGACAGACAAAUACAACGAUGUCGAGGUUCCGUACGAUGAGGAAUCAUACAAGACUCUCAAGGACGCUGGCGUGGACCGCCUUCUUGCGCUCCACAUCUCGCACCUGUUUAUUCGCGACCCGUUAGUUAUUUACAAACAACGCUUGCACCUGGACAAUGAGCGUGAGACGGACCACUUUGAGAACAUCCAAUCUACGAACUGGCAGACCGUGCGCUGGAAACCUCCUCCACCAGCCCCGUCAAGCACAGAGGGACCUCACAUUGGUUGGCGCACCGAGUUUCGUUCUAUGGAGAUUCAGCUCACUGACUUUGAGAACGCCGCCUUUACGGUGUUCAUCGCUCUGGUGUCGCGCGUCAUCCUCACGUUCGACCUGAACUUGUACACCCCGCUGUCCAAGGUAAAUGACAAUAUGGAGGCUGCUCACCGAGUGAACGCAGUGUUAAGCGAGAAGUUCCAUUUUCGUUGCCACAUGGCUCCACCUGAAGUCGAUGACUGUCCGUCAAAGAGUCCAUGCCACUUGCACAAAGACCCCGAUGCAUGCGAGUUAAUGACGAUUGCUGAGAUCAUGUUGGGCAAGGGUUCAUACUUCCCGGGUCUCAUCCCUCUUGUCUACGCUUACUUGGACUAUAUUGAGUGCGAUGAGGCGACAUGGACGCUUGUGGAAAAGUACAUGUCUCUGAUUGCAAAGCGUGCAACAGGCGAGUUGCCGACGGCUGCUACCUGGAUGCGUCGCUUUGUACGUGCACAUCCAGACUACCGUCAUGACUCCGUGGUGCCUCAUUCCACCGCAUUUGACCUCCUUAUCGAGUGCCAGCAAAUUGGCGAGGGAAUGAAGCAGUGUCCAGAGCUAUUGGGAGAGUUUAAGAUUCUCCCUGUGCGCGGCCAAGCGGCGUAUCGUGUGCCAUUGAAAAGUAGUGGAGUUGCUACUGAAAAGCGCCAGGCACUGCUUCAACGAUACUUGGGUCGUACUACCUCAAAUGCGUGUCAUACAUGUGGCUAA